This is a messenger RNA of Anopheles gambiae (African malaria mosquito), 1013 nucleotides long. RefSeq names its product vesicle transport protein GOT1B. The transcript has 4 exons. Gene Ontology annotation, biological process: retrograde transport, endosome to Golgi; endoplasmic reticulum to Golgi vesicle-mediated transport. The coding region runs from base 358 to 795 and encodes 145 amino acids. The record is from RefSeq and is a predicted model, not a curated record. Gene Ontology annotation, cellular component: endoplasmic reticulum; membrane. Lineage: Eukaryota; Metazoa; Arthropoda; Insecta; Diptera; Culicidae.
CAGCAACGUCAACCCGUAAAUAAAUGUCAUCGGUUGGUUGUGUGCAACUGGUACUAGUUUUGGUGAUCAAUUUUUCAUCAUUUUCUACCGUUUAUUAAAUUAUUUAGUCGCUAAAAAUGAUUUACUUUUAACGAUUCAUCCUAUCGCCACGCUGCUGCAGUGUUUGAACCGUAGACUUACACGUAAAUCUGCAUUUAAAACGGUAAGCCCGAAGCAUCAUUACCCCUCAGUAGCUGUGCGCGCCGAAUGACGUGGAGAAAACAGCACAGUUCCAAAUACUGCAGCGCUUUUCCGGACGAGUACGGCAAACAAAACUAGAUUUGGGUGUGAUUCUAGCGGGCCACUGUAGCGAACAAAAUGUUUGAAAUAACCGACACACAGAAAAUCGGAGUCGGGUUGGCUGGCUUCGGGAUCACGUUUCUGUUCCUGGGCAUGCUUUUACUGUUCGACAAAGGAUUGCUAGCGAUAGGAAAUAUACUGUUCGUGUGCGGUCUGGCGUGCGUGAUUGGGCUCGAGCGAACGUUUCGCUUCUUCUUCCAGAAGCACAAAGUGAAGGCAUCGAUUUCGUUCUUCGGCGGCAUUGCGAUCGUACUAUUCGGCUACCCGCUGAUCGGGAUGCUCAUCGAGAUGUACGGGUUCAUACUGCUGUUCAGUGGGUUCUUCCCGGUGGCCAUAAACUUCCUGCGGCGGGUACCGGUGCUAGGGAACAUCCUGAACAUGCCCGGCAUUAGCAGGACCGUCGACUGGUUGGCGGGCGAAUCGGACCGAACGACGGGCAAUGGUUACUCCAACUGAAGUAGAAAAGGCACACAAUCCCUACUACUGGCCUACUUGACCAGCAAUCGAACAAGGUGGAACACGCACUCGAAAGGGAUCUACCGGCAGUGACAGUGUGUAAGAGCGAGAGAGAGUGUGUGUGUGUGUUUGUGCGUAUGCGUGUCUCUGUCUCGUCGUCCUUUUGCUCGACAGUGUGUAGCCUAAAAAUAAAUGAUCACUCGUGUUUGUCCUACGAA